UUGUAGUCUAGGGUUUGGUAUCCGCCAUAUGACCAUGAAUCCCCGUCCCGCCGCCGCCGCUGGAACCGGGAGCGCGGGAGAGGUGCUGCCUGGGCCCCCGCCACAAAGAACAUCUCGUACUACUUCAUAUUCUAUGGGUGAUCCUCAGGUAGGCAAACAGGAGACCCAAAUCCAGAGGCUGAUCGGCCUCCCGGGAUUACUGGGGCUGCUUGACGUCGCCCCUUCCCCAGGUGGUUCCGGCUCCGUGAUCCGGAUCGCUGGCCGCACUAAUCUGGUUGAGUACCUCCCAGCCGGGGUGACGCAGUGGUCGCCUGCCCCAGCUAACAACCAGCGGCAGCAGCGGCGCGCCAUCGCGUAGCUGGUCAGUCAAGGCUCACUGCGGCGAUCGCCUCUUCGAGAUUUUUGCGGUAUACGCGAAUUUCCCUCUUGUUGCCCAAGUACUGGCCUCCGGCAGCAUGCCCACCAAGAUCAUCUGCCAGCGCAAGCCGAAAACUGUCAAGCCGUUUUAUUCACAAAGAGCACUAUGGGCAAGACAACAUCCA
Molecule: messenger RNA, 542 nt
Organism: Triticum aestivum (bread wheat)
Lineage: Eukaryota; Viridiplantae; Streptophyta; Magnoliopsida; Poales; Poaceae
Exons: 2
Coding region: 29-358 (109 amino acids)
Source: RefSeq, a predicted model, not a curated record